AAAAAUUAAAAAAAGAAAACCCUAACAAUAAUGAAGCGAAAAACCCUGCUUAAAAAUGUGUUUACAGCUUGCAGAAGCAACAACUGCCAAAGCAAAACCCUUUUUUUUCUUCUUCUUCUUCCCGCCUCUUCUCCUCUUCAGCGCCCCUUUCUCUUCGUUUUGCUCUUCAAUUCGACGAAACCCAAACACCAAACAAAGAAAAACUGUGAAAUGCGUUUGAAGGAUGCAGAAACUGAUAAGAAGAAGAAGAAGCCCUUCUGGCUGUCCCCUUAAUCCCUCUCUUCGUUUUCUUUCUCUUUCUCUCUCUCUUCCUUUCUCCUUUCCUACAAGUACCCCUUUUACUAUGCCCACUGCCACUGUCACUGGCUCAGCUUGCGGCUCAGCCGUCGUCGCUCUCACCACCAAAAACCCUUCCUUUUACCGCCGCUUUUACACCACUGCUACUUGCUCUCUUUACCGACCCAGUUUAAAUCCAAGCACCUGUCUGCGGGCUUGGCCUGGGAGGGUUGGGGUUCGGCCGGCUUGGUGCCAUUCGGCUGGGCCGGAGGAGCAGUUCGGUCCGAUUCAAGAGUCCAAGAGUUUGGGUGAAAAUGAAGGCAAUGAAGAGGAAGAGAAGCCGAUAAGGUUGAAUAGAAGGCAAAAGGGGUCAGGGGUUUUAGUUGGGAGUCCGGAUUUGUUGACGAUUCCAGGUGUGGGACCUAGAAAUUUGAGGAAGCUUGUCGAGAAUGGGAUUCAAGGUGUUGCUGAACUCAAGCAAUUGUACAAGGAUAAGUUUUUUGGAAAGGCUAGUCAGAAGAUGGUUGAGUAUUUGCAAAGUUCUGUUGGGAUUAUCCACAGAAAUCAUGCUGAGAGUAUAACAACUUUUAUUAAGGAGAGCGUGGAUGAAGAACUGAAGGAUUCAAACUCUGAUGUAAAACCAGCUGUAAAGAAACGGUUAACAUUCUGUGUUGAAGGGAAUAUCAGUGUUGGAAAGACAACAUUCCUUCAGAGAAUAGCUAAUGAAACACUGGAGCUACAAGAUCUUGUUGAAAUUGUUCCAGAACCCAUUGAUAAGUGGCAGGAUAUUGGACCUGACCAUUUCAAUAUCUUAGAUGCAUUUUAUGCUGAACCACAGAGGUAUGCCUAUACCUUUCAAAAUUAUGUCUUUGUUACAAGGGUUAUGCAGGAGAGAGAGUCAUCUGGUGGAAUUAAGCCGCUUAGGUUGAUGGAAAGGAGCGUUUUCAGUGACAGGAUGGUGUUUGUACGAGCUGUUCAUGAAGCAAAUUGGAUGAAUGAGAUGGAGAUCAGCAUUUAUGACUCAUGGUUUGAUCCAGUUGUAUCAUGUUUGCCGGGGCUUAUUCCUGAUGGUUUUAUCUAUCUAAGGGCAAGUCCUGAUACAUGCCAUAAGAGGAUGAUGCUGCGAAAGAGAGCUGAAGAGGGUGGGGUGAGCCUAGAUUAUCUCCGUGACUUGCAUGAAAAGCAUGAGAGUUGGCUUUUCCCUUUCGAUAGUGGAAAUCAUGGAGUACUGUCUGUUAGUAAGUUACCCCUCCAAAUGGAUAGCUCUCUGCAUCCUGAUAUCAGAGAUCGAGUGUUCUAUUUAGAGGGUAAUCAUAUGCAUUCUAGUAUUCAAAAGGUUCCUGCUUUGGUACUUGACUGUGAACCCAACAUUGAUUUCAGCAGAGAUAUUGAAGCAAAGAGACAGUAUGCACACCAAGUUGCAGAGUUCUUUGAAUUUGUGAAGAAAAAGAAAGAAUUUUCAUCCACUAAAGCUGGUGAAGAAGGCCAAGUGGGCAGUCAACCUCAGAUUUUACUGCCCCAUACCGGUGGAUUAUGGGUAGCAGAUGGAAAACAUUUCCCAGAUUCCGCUCUCAAAUCACUAGAAUUCCGGCGAGCCAUGUCAUACAUGUCAGGCUUAGGCUAGUCAGUUGUUGCUGGCCCCUUUUUCUUCAUCCUAAUCACGGUUUCGCGUCUAGAUUUAACUGUUAUUGUUGGUUGUGAGUCUUGUGGUUCUGGGUGCCAUGCCUCGUGUAAAAAUGUCUUUUAACCAUUAACCUUUAGGAAUUUAGAGAUUGUUGUUAUGCUUGUUGGAUGGCUUUGGUUGGGUAAAUCUUACUUUCUAUUGCUCUUUCUAGGAAGUAGCUUUGUUUAAAUGCGUUCGGUGUAAUGGUUUUCAAUGGAAUGAUGCUUUAAGAAUUCAGAUCCUUGAUGAUAACCGAGUAAACCGAUUUGCUGAAAUACAAAGAAAAGCUAAAUCU
This is a messenger RNA of Durio zibethinus, 2234 nucleotides long. RefSeq names its product P-loop containing nucleoside triphosphate hydrolases superfamily protein (gene DNK). The record is from RefSeq and is a predicted model, not a curated record. Gene Ontology annotation, molecular function: deoxynucleoside kinase activity. Gene Ontology annotation, cellular component: cytoplasm. Lineage: Eukaryota; Viridiplantae; Streptophyta; Magnoliopsida; Malvales; Malvaceae.